AUGUCUCAAUUUGAUAAGGAUGUCUGUCAAUGGAUCUCUUCAGCAUCAAUUGGCCGUCAGGAUAAGCAUACAAUCCUUGAGAAGAUCAUAACAUCCAUUGAUGAAUAUAAGAAGGUGGAGAGCAAAGGGUCUUCCACAGGCAAAAAAGAGGUCUCAGCUGUACGGCCGCUUUCAGAGAAGAAGAGGUCCUCCCUCAACUCGAAGCCAAAGAAUGAGAAGCCAAAGAAUGCUGGAGCAGAAAUAGACUACGAGUACGCUGAAGUGGUGAAUAAGGCAAUCUAUGAGCUGGAUCACCAGGGCAUGCCACCUCUCCCACCGCCAAUUGCGAAUAUGAAGGGAAGCAGAGACGCAGAUGUGCCGACGCCGUUGAACUCCGCCACACGUGUGUACCGCCCAAAGAAUGGGCAUAAUGCCAUCUCAGCUUCAGAGGAGGGGGAGGGUGUAGAAGAGAAUGGUGAAGAAAAUGAAAUGGCGAAUGGGAGCGGGCAGUUGGACGAGGAUGAUGUGGAGGCAAUGCGUUAUGGAUUCGAGACCUUCAAGUUCGGGCAGAAAACAGGGGCUGGGGCAACGCCGAUCAUAGAUGCCAUUGACUUCAACAACACAGUAAACACGCACGAUUCAAGUGAGGACGAUGUGCUUGAAGACGGCGAAGAUGAGCGCCGCCGACGUAUCACGAUGAAGCGUCCCUCUCGACCAGGUGUGUCUGCAUUAAGCCUCGACCCGGAUGAGAUCAUGAGCGCAGAGUUUUCGCCUACGCCAAAAUCAAGUGAAAACGUGGCCUCCAUCCGGAAGGCUUUGGAGUCACACUUUCUUUUCUCCUUCAUGGAUGACGCCCAAUUGACGCGGGUGGCAAUGGUGAUGGAAAUAAUUGACUUUCCGCAGGACGUCAAAAUCAUUGUCAAGGGUGAACCGAACGACAAAUUAUACCUCGUUUUGAAUGGCGAGGCCACUAUGACGAUUUUCGACGUGGAGGGCAACAUUAAAACUCUAGAUAUGAAGAAAGGCUCGUCUUUUGGUGAAAUUGGCCUUAUGUAUGAAACUGAGAGUGACAUAACCGUGGAGACCACCGCGCCGCUAACGUGUGCCACAUUGGAACGGAACACAUACAAGAUUCUGGCCUCGCGGGAGGCAGAAAGGAAGCGUCUGCGUUACAUGGCAUUUCUCGAGAAUGUGCCGUUCCUGAAGGACCUGACGCCACAGGAGCGCUCCAAGAUGGCAGAGGCGCUGAAGGAGGGACGGUACACGCAGGGCGAGAAGAUCAUAACGUAUGGGGAAAAGGGAGAAUGGCUACACAUCAUCGUCGAGGGAUCUGCGGAUGUCAUUGGCCGCAGCGAGUCCGGUGAGGAAGAGUACGUUGCCACUUGUCAAGUUGGCGAGUGCGUUGGUGACUUGGAAUUCCUCUAUCACCACGAAACUGUGGCGGACAUCGUCGCCAAAGCUCCCAUCGUGAGGACGGCGAAAAUAAGCCGGCGCCACUUUGAGCGGCUCAUUGGGACCGGGAGGGAGCCGCUGCAGCGCAAGGUGAUCGAGGACCCGUCGUACCAGUACUACCGCCGCACGAUGAGUGGCAGGUCGCGGCCGCGGGAAGACAACGCCCCGCCCUUCGAUGCACCGCCGGAGUACCUGGCAAACGUCCACCAGCUGCUCGAGCUGUGA
Molecule: messenger RNA, 1656 nt
Organism: Trypanosoma grayi
Lineage: Eukaryota; Euglenozoa; Kinetoplastea; Trypanosomatida; Trypanosomatidae
Product: putative regulatory subunit of protein kinase a-like protein
Exons: 1
Coding region: 1-1656 (551 amino acids)
Source: RefSeq, a predicted model, not a curated record